AUGGCGGGGCCGGGGCGGGACGUGGCCGGGCUGCGCGUGUGCCCGGCCGAGCUGCGCUUCCCGGACGCGGUGCCCGGCGGCCGCUACCGGGCGCAGUUGUGCGUCCAGAACCUGCAGGCAGGGACCCGCCGCCUCCGGCUGCUGCAGCCGCGCCAGCCGCAAUUUAAACUUUUUGUGGACAAUCCAAAUAAAUCUGUUGCUUCUGGUCUUCAAGUUACGGCUACUGUGGAAUAUCAUCCUGACUGUGAGGAAGAUCUUCUAGAUCGACUUCUGCUCUUGGUGGAAGAAGAUGUCAUUGAUAUCCCUUUAAUAGGAUUAAUUCCACGCUGUUUUCUGGAAAUUGAGCCGAAGAUUAAUUUUGGCACAGUGAUUGCAAACAGUAAAAUAAUUAGUAAAGAGAUUAGUAUUACUAACCAUGGAUCAUCUCCAGGUGCAUUUAAAAUAACGUAUAGUGGAAGCGUCCCUCUUAACAUUCUACCUACCAGUGGAGUGGUGGAACCCAAAGCAGUGCAUUUGGUUAAAGUGGAUAUAUGCACAGACAUACCCAGAAUAAUUAGGGAAGAGGCAAUAGUGGAAUUACAGGAUCGUGGUAGCACAGAGUUAAGGAUUGAAGCUACUGUGGUUGAACAAAUUCUUGAACUAUUAGGUGCAUCUCAUGGAAAUAUUUUGGAAUGUAUUAAUUUUGGAUCUGUCUAUUUUGGAUCUUCCAAGACUGAAGAAGUAGUUCUAUGCAAUAAAAGCCCAGAGACCAUGAACUGGGUUGCAGUGCUGGAAGAUGAUGCUGUUGGAGGAGAGAUGGGCACCGAUAUUCAGAAAAGUACAGAUGCUGUUUUACAAGACAUAAACUUCUUAGAUAGAACAAGAGAACUAGAUGUUUGCAGUUUAAUCUCCUGCAUUCCCAAUCAAGGAACCUUGCAGCCUUAUCAAAAAACUGUGAUUAUGCUGUAUUUUAGUCCAAAGCAGUUUAAGAGAGACACUGGACCAAUGGAAUCUCCAUCAAGACAGGAUUAUGCACUAUUUUUGAGAUUUGAGACUGUAGGAAGUACAGAUGGCUUUCUGCAGUUGCUGAGUGGUGAUGAUAGGUCAAUCAGAAAAAGGAAUCUUUCUCAUUGUGUGGAAUUAGCUUUGACUGGCUCAGGACUUCCUGUCAUAUUAACUUUCAGUCCAGGACCAGUUAUUAAUUUUAUGGACUGUUUCAUGGGUGAAAACACACAGAUUCUGUGCACUCUCAAAAAUGUAUCAGAGUCGCUUCCAGUAACAUACAGUUUCCGCAAAAUUGCUCACUUUAGGAUUUGCCCUCGGAAAGGAAAAAUAAAAGAAAAAUGUGACAAGGAUGUGAUGUUUUCAUUUUCUCCAACUCAAGUAGGAACCUUUAAAGUGAAGCAAGUUGUAGAUAUCAUUGGCUUAGUAAUACAGCAAGAUAAUUUACAGACUUUGAAGAAAACAACCUUUCAUCAGAUAAACUUAAACUUUACUGGUGUUUGCAAAUCUAAACCAAAGAAAAUUGUGUUCAAAAUUAACUCUGGUAUAACACCAAUGAUUUCUAAUGCAACUGGAUAUUUCAUAGCUGAUGAAAUGGGACAGUACAGUGAUCCUGCACCAGUGGCAAUGCUUAAGUCAGCUCAAACGCAAAUUCAUACGCACACAAUAAAUAGGAACUGUAAGAGUGAUGCACUUAUAGCCUUUCCUAAUGACCGCUCAGCCAGCAUUAGGCCUAGUGAACGACAUAAAAAAUACAGGACUAUUUUUACAAAGACUGAGAGAUACCAUUAUGUUGAUCCAGAUUUUGCAUAUACUGACUAUGAAGAACUAGAAAAGCAAGCACAUAAAGAAUACUAUACAGAUUUUAUUCAAAGUUUGAGACAGCAUCGCUUACAGAAAGAAGUUUACAGACAGUACAACAUUCUUAACAAUCCUAUAAACAUAGGACUAAAACCUGGAGCAGGGCUCAAGUCACCAAAGAUCUCAAUGACAGAUUUACUGAAGGAGAAAUUGAAGCCAGAAACUUCUCCCUUAAAUGAGGACAGCCUGCUAACUAGUCGAAAGCUGUCAGCAAUUGAAUCUAAAUCCUCACCCACAGAAGUAUGUGAUGGGCUUAAUGCAGUGCCAGCUUCUCCACAAGAGAAGGAAGAUUGUAAUUUAACUUUGACACCAAAGCAACUUCACCAGAUACUUGUCGGUCCCUCUACUAUAGACUUUGGUGAAGUUUGUGUGUAUUCUACAUCUAUCAAAAAAAUACAUAUAAUCAAUAAUCUGUCUGUGCAUAUCUGGAUACAAGUUGAAAUUGCAAGUGAGGAGCUGCAGCAGACUAGUCCAUUGUCACACGUGGUGCCACCUCUUUCAAAAACAUAUAUUCCAGUUGUGUAUGAGCCAAGCAUCCUGGGAGGUUUUCAAAAAUCUGUCAGUUACACUAUAAACAACAAACACAUGGGGCAUAUACUGGUAACUGCAAAAUCAGUUCCUGUUGCUCUUGAGUUAUCUGCAAAAGAGCUGAUUCUAAAUCCUACCCCUGGCUUCUUAGCAGAAACAGGUUUUAGAGCUACCAUUAGAUUAUAUAAUCGCAGAAAUUAUUUUGCUGAAUUUACUUGGACUCCUGUAAUCACAGAUAAAGGAAUAGCAUUUUCUAUACGGCCAGCCAAAGGCAUUGUAGAAGCAUACAAAGAUCUGGAGUGUGAAGUGGUUUGGCAUCCAGGGUUCUGUUCUCCAGAAACAGGAGAAUUCAAUUUAUGUGUGCAUCAGGGAAAAGCACUUAAGCUGAAAUGCCUUGCAAAGCUUGGUCCCACUAGUGUUCAGUUCAUGGAACAAAGGAUAUCUUUUCAUCAUGCUCCUUUAGGUUUAACUACUUGCAAGACAGCCAUUCUUCAGAACACAGGAUAUAAUCAUGCAUACUUCCAGGUUCUUGAUUCAAACCCUGUACCUGGAAUGACUAUUGUGCCAUCUCAGGGCAUAAUACCUGUGGGAGGCCGUUCUGAUCUCAAGAUCUACUUUACCCCCAAUGCAGUAAUGAAGUUUGAUACCAGAGUAGAGGUAGCAGUUCGCCACACAAAAGCAUUAGAACUUAGGAUUGGUGGAUCUGUAGAGACUCCUGAAGUAGGCAUCAACAUAGAAUCCUUCAACUUUGAUGGCGUUUAUGUUGGUUCUACCCACACCAUUCCUUUUUUGCUGCAGAACAAAGGAGUAGCAUGUGCCAGGGUAGAAUUUGAUUUAUCCAAGUAUAAAGACUUUAAGUUGAACUUUAACGACCAAUCAGUGGUUGACCAUUAUCCUCAGAAACCUUAUUCAUAUUCUGUGGAGUUAAAAGGAAAGUCAACUUUACAAUGCUCAAUAUCCUUCACACCGAAAGAAGUGGCAGCAUAUGACUUUAGUCUUCCAAUAAGCAUUAAUUGUAGUGAGGUUCCACCUUCACAACAAAGCUCUGAACCUACAACUCCUGGAUCUGUAAAACACAUCAUUGUUCCUCGUCCCCAAAUGGUGACUAUGGCUGUUCCUUUAUGUACAGUUCAAGCAACUGUACUUAAGCCACCAUUGCAAUUCUCUACUGCAGAGCUUAUAUUUUCACUUCAUUCAAGAAAUAUAAAUUUAGAUACUGUUGAUGAAAGUCAGAGUACUCAGAAGCUUGGCCUAAAGAAUACCUCAAGGCAACAGUUGACAUGGAAAUUAGAUCUUGACAGUGCAGGCAAAGCUGUUGAGGAUGGUGUUUUUAAAUUUAGUCUAUGCACUGGUGUUCUUGUUCCAAGACAGAAAACUAGUGUCACUGUAAGCUUCUGCCCUCCUUUUCCUGGGAUAUAUACAGCUGAAGUGGCAGUAUUUCUGAAUGAUAGUCCAUAUCAAUACAAGCUCUCUCUCUCUGGUACUGUCAAGUCACCCAAGAUAAGCUUUGACCCUCCAAUUUUGAUACUGAUGCCUGUUCCUCUAGAUAUGAAAACAGGGACAGAUGUGAAUAUUAUUCCACUAGACUACCCAAGGCAAUCAGCACUGCGAGUUGAAAUUCCAGAACUUGAACCUGAAGGUGGUAAUGGGAUUAAUCCCCUUUCUGUGCAGUUCCCACAAGGCCAAGUUAUUGCUGUCUCUUCAGAUGGCUCAAAUGUAGGACUCACAUGUCAUAUCAGCUUCAGGUCAUCUAAGCCACUGUCGUUUUUGGGGAAUAUAUUCUUCAUUGAUGAAGAUGAAAACAGGUUCUUACUUCAAGUUGCUGCAACAGCAGAGAACUGUCUACUUACUGCAUAUCCAUACUUGGCAUUUCACCGCACGGACCAACAAAUUAUCCUGAGAAGUGACCACAAUGGGAUAACACACAACAGUGCAGAAACUAUUUUGCAUCCCUGUUAUGAUCCAGGAUCAGUUUCCCACAGUACCUCCUCCAGUUCCUUUGGCGCAAUUACCAGCUCAACCUAUGAAGAUUCCCCUUCAGAAUUGGAAAAUGCAUUUGAAAAUGAAAGGGAGAAGAAUGAUGAAGACGCCAGGCAAAGCAAGGGGAGAGAGAAUACAUUUGAACAAUCUCUUUUUCCUGAUGGGGAUAGAGUGGAAUCUAUCUUCUUUCAGAAAGUCCUAACUGCUAUUCAGAACUGGUUUACUCUCUUUGGCUGGUCUAAGGGGCCCAAUCCUAUUUCUAUUCCCUGUUCACUAAGACGUGAUAUAUGUAAAGUUCAGAUGACCUCAUCCCAGGAAAAGGGUUUUAAACAAAAUCUUGGCAAAGACACUAAGACUAUUUAUGACAUGCUACUCCAUCUGAGUGGACAGCUGUUACCAGGAAUUACUACAAGUCAGUCAUUGCCCUCUGAUCCUCUUGAGCGAGUGGUACAGCUCCACUGGCAGCAUUCUACAAUGCUCACUUUCCUCAAAAACCAAGGAGCAUGCCUUCCACAUGUAAUGCCUGAAUUUCUACUUGAACUUGAUGAUUAUAAGAAAUGGAUCCGGCUGCGAAUUGCAUUGGAGCUGAAGGUUCAGAGGACUGAGUUGCAAAAAACAAAUGUAAAAAACUCUGACCCACCCAAUGAUAAGCAUCUACUUGUUUUGGAUGACAGAGUUUUUGAGACCAUGAGCAAACGUGUAUGGAUGGAUGUACUACUCCAGGUAUACAAGGUGUUGGUCCUUCCACGUGUUUCACCACUUAAUAUCAGUAAUUUAUUUGGCUCAGAAACCAUGCCAAACAUGCCAAGAAUAAAUACUGAACCUUCAUCCAGUAAUAUAUAUUCUUCAUAUGAAAGAAUCGUCCUUACAUGGCUGAAUAAACAUUAUGAAAAGAACCGAAAAAUUGUGUGGAAAAACUGUCAAAAAGGUGAAGUACCACCUGUGAGAUGGAUAGUGAAUUUUGACAGAGAUCUCUUAGAUGGUCUGGUAUUGGCAGCACAAGUGGCAGCUUAUUGUCCAUAUUUGAUUUCAACUCAUUUUGUUAAUAUGUAUACUAAUCCAGAAACUCCUGAACAGUGUCUGCACAAUUGCUUGAUACUCGUGAGUGCUUUUCGUGUUGUGAGCCUUGACAUAGAUAUACAGGCCACUGACAUCUGUGAUCCAAAUCCAGUCAUGAUGCUUAUGCUCUGUGUCUAUUUGUAUGAAAUACUACCUCAAUAUUUACCCAAGAGGACUAUUGAGUUUACUGGUACACUCCAUGCUACUCUUGUUAAACAGGUGCGUCUGAAAAAUCCAAGUUUUAAACCUUUGAUAUACAGUGCUACAAUUGUAGGAAGAGAGUGUGCUGAUUUCUCUUUACCUAAGGGAAACACUGUUGUCAUUGCCCCGAAGAGCCAAAUAAGUAUAAACAUUGAAUUCACUAGUCGCUUUCUACAUGCUGCUGAAGCAAUGCUGUUGCUGGUUUCGAAGGCUGUAAGUGAAAAAGGAGGAGCAACAAUAACUUUCUCUUUGAAGACGAAAGUGAACCAUAUUGAACCUGCUGGUGUAUUCAGAUGCAAAUCCCCAUGUUAUGAGCUGAAGAAAGUUAGCCUGACUAUUACUAAUCCCUUCAGAACUAAUGGCAUAUUCAGGGUCAUUUUAGUGGAAUCCACAAGCUACUUAAGUGUGCCUGAGCAAUUAUAUCAAGCUAGCCAAGUAACACAAAGUGAAACACCCAGUUUUGAAAGUACCGUACCAAAUAAUAAAAGUGACGUGGUAAAUGAAGAUGCACUGGAAAAUCAAGAGAACAACUUACGCUGCUCUAAUCAAUCCAAUGGCCUGCAAGAGUUCUUCAGUCCGGCAUGCACAUUGGUCUUGGAAGGGAGAAGUUCUGCAGUUCUGGAUGUUUACUUUCUACCAUUUAAUUUGGGAAAGCGUUAUUGCACCAUCAUUCUGAUCAAUGAACUGAUUGGAGAAUUUGUGUACCUGGUGGAGGGAACAGGUGGCAUACCUUUGCCUUCAGGCUUGCUUCCAAUGGAUAGUCCAAAUGUUCUGUGCAAUAGCAGUACCUCAGAAGGUGGAGUAAAUGAAGGUCACAGUGGGGUCCAGCCAGUUCUUUGCUUGAAAUGUGGUCUCACUGACAUUCUUGAGGAAAAGCUGAAGAUCCCAUUGAUUAAUGAAGCUAGAGAGAGGGCUCUGGCCAUUGCAGCACAGCAGCAGAUGUCAGCUCUUGAGUAUGAGCGUAGAAAGGUCACUGGGACACUGGAGAGCAGCAGUGUUCGAGUUGCUGUAGCAGCCUUAGGGCUGUCCAAAACUGAGAGAGAUGAACUGAAUAGGCCUCUUACAUACUCCCAAAAAUUAAAAUCUGUGGAUUACAGCAUAGAAGUGAACAUGCCAGAAUACUUUGAAGUCCCUGCAAAACUCUCUAUUCCAGUGCUGGCCACAAGCAGAGUUAAUUUUAAAGUCUCUUCAAAGGAAGACCAUGAAACUGUGAAUAUGACAGAUGAUAGCACAACAGUUGAGCUCCGUAUAAGGUUUGUUCCCAAAUAUCCUGGUCGCUACCCUUGCCAGAUUCUGCUGCAUUCCUCCUAUGAUAUCCGGGUCUACACGAUCGAAUGUGUGGUGAAUGCAGAUAGUGCAGAGGUUGAACUAGAAUUCAUAACGUCAGCCUAUCAGACGAUUAUUCAGGACAUCCCAAUUAGUAACUUGUCCAGUCAAGACUGGAAACUUAAAGCAAUCCUAGAGGGACAUUUUUUUUAUGGUCCUCCUCUCAUAUAUGUGGGUCCAGGUGAAACAACACAAUAUUCUCUCAUGUUCAAGCCCACCUCGGAGUGUAUAACUACGGGUAAGCUCAUUCUACAAAAUGAAACAGAUGGCACUGAACAUAUCUUCAGCCUUAAAGGAAUAGGGAAGAAACCUCUUGCAUUGGAUCAUAUCGUGAUAGACUGCCAAGUGAGACAAAAUACUCAAAAGGUCUUAAUGGUGCCCAAUUUUACUAAGAAAAAGUUGACAUACAAGGUGACUUCAAAUCUUCCAGUGAUUGGUGGCACCCCAACCCUCACUGUAGAACCUGAUGACACAGCUGCUUACACUCUGAAUGUAUUUCCAUGGAAACGAGGGAUACUUCAAGGUGUAAUUUCAUUUGCUGCUGAAUUCGAAGAACAACAGCAGCCUCAACAUAACAAAUCACCGGAGGAGACAGAUGGUGAACAGGGCCUUCAGAAAUUGUCAACAGAGACAUUGCAAACUGUUGAUGCAGCAAACACUGGAGGAAAGACUUCAUGUUGCCAAGUGUGGUUUUCUUUGGAGAUUAAUAGUAUGCCUGCAGCACCUGAAAGAAUCCUGGAAGUGAAAUGUACAGUUCUGAACACUACUAAAAUUGAUAUUCCUAUCACUAAUCCUACGGAUGAAAGUCUCCAGUUAAACGUGGUGUUAACGGAUGCUGCACUUAGUGGAGAAACAGCUCUUGUUCUUAAGCCAAACGAAACUCUUCUCUAUGAAAUGAAGUAUUCACCAGCUGUAAUUGGCACUUCAGAUGGAAGUGUCAUAUUCCUGUCAGAGGCGGUUGGGGAGUUUUGGUACAUGCUGAAACUGAUUGUUGAAGAACCAUUGUCAACUACGUUACCUGAAAUAGCAUGCGAGCUUGGAAAAUCGGUCCGUCUGUAUGUUCCUCUUCCUAAUCCUACAUACGAAACCCUAAAACUGGAAAUUUUCAACAGCAACCCUGGAAAUUUUUCAAUUGAGGCAGACCCAAGCAAGCCUUUGAUUGUGGCUCCCCAAUCCACCACUGAAGUACCUGUUCAGUUCUGUCCUUCUGCUCUUGGAAGAGCUAAUCACCAGGCUUCAGUAACCUUCAUGUGUCCACAGCUUAAUAAAUGGGUAUUUCACCUGUUGGGGGUUGGCCUCAUUCCCCAGCCAAUGGAACCAGCUAGCAUAAGUACUUGUGUUGGUCGUCAUUCUUCCAUCAUCAUACCCUUCAAAAACCCUACUAGUGAAGAUAUAUUGGUAGAUGUGCUUUUAACAGAUCACGAACAACCCAUACAUCGUGUCAGUGCAUCUGUCGUACGCAAAUCCUUCAGUAAGGAAUCUGCUUUCCAUCUUCCACUCAAGCAGACACAAGGAAUCCUAUUAUCACCAAAAAGCACAUUGGAUAUCCCAGUUUUAUUUAUGCCUGAUACAAUGAAACUAUAUGAAGCUGUGGUAGUUGUCCAUGUGGUUAAGGAGAAUGGUGAAAACUGGCUCUGUGAGGAUCUUGUAGAGUUAAAUAAAGAACUGAAAAGUGUUACUUUGUCAGAGAAUGGGGAAAUCUAUGGAAUACGCUGGAUCUACCCAAUUAAUGGAAUCCCAGAAGCACCACCUCAGAAGUUAGUUCCAGCUGUUGUACGCUGUCAAGCCAGACAGAGAGUAGAAGAGAGAGUAGAGGUUCUGUUAACUGGUGUAGUUCCUGGAACAACCUCUAUGCCAACAGCAAGAAAUGCUACCACCACAACAAAUAAGUCAUCUAGCAUCCAAGAUGAAGUUCAAGUCACUGCCGGGUUUUCUACAACAGAUGAAUUUUUAUAUGAAAUUCAAUAUAAAUCCAAUAAAGUUAAAUCUCAGCUUGAGUCUUCAGUAGCUAUAAAUCUAGUGCAAAAGGAUCGGAAUGCAGAAUCUGGAAUUAUAACACUGAUCUUCAAUAUAAUAUUUGCACCUAACAAACCAAUGAGGAAUUCAGCAACCCUGAUGGUACAAUGUACUACAGGAGGUAUCUGGAAGUUUCCAAUACUGUUAAUUGCUACUGAGCCAGAUGUGGAUGAUGUCAUCAAUAUUGAAGCAGCUGGCUUAAACAAGGAAUCACUAGUUGGCUUUAGGCUUACAAGUCAGACAAGGUACCCAGAACCAUUUAUGGCAUACUUCCUACCAGGCAGCGACCCAGAAUUUGUUGUAUUACCUCAAGAUGGAGAACUUCUUCCACUUGACACUGUUGGAACCCCUAUAACAGUAGGAUUCAAACCAAGUAUGUACAGCAAGAAGCAUAAAGCAAUAUUAGUGAUUCAGACCUCGUCAAUGCAAUGGACAUAUGAGAUCAAUGGUCUUCCUCCACAGACCAAACCACCUACUACAUCAGCAAAAGUAAUUUCUACUGGUGGUUACAUACGAUCAGCCACAGUUCGACAGCGCAACUUUUUACGUGAAAAUCUGAAGCUAAUAACCACUGGUGCAUCUUCCCCCAUCAAAGGUGCACCUCUGGUCUUGAAGACAAAAUAGAAAUAGAAUAGCGUCAAUUUGUGUUCUCUAAAAAGUGAACCUUUUAAAUAAAUAAAUAAAUAAAUAAUGUAAACAAGUUAUUUUCUUAUUUUCAUAAAUUUAAAAAACAACAAAUAUUGUAAUGAUUGUGUCAGCAAGAAACUAAAUAUAUUUAUUUCUCUCUGAAAGAGUGGCGUACCAGGUGAGAAAUAGCCUUAACCCUCAGGAAUUCUUCAAAUUUUUUUCUGGUAACAAAUUUGUAGUAAAAAUUUUUAAAAGGGGUUUUGUUGAAAACACUAUUUUUGGUUGCUGUACCUUUAAAAACUUCAUUUCUCAAUCUGAUAUAUGAUUUGAACAUUUUUAGGCUUUACAUAUAUUAGACUAAGUUUGAAGGGUUUCUCUAUUAUAAGAUAUCUGAAGUUUGUGUUUCCAUGGAAUGUUAAAAUAGGUACAAUUGAUAAUUUGUACCUAUAUAUAUAGGUACAAUAUAUCUAUAUCGAUUGAUCAAUUGAUUGAGAUAUAUACACAUGCCAUGCUUUAGUAUUUCCAAAACGAAGUAUUAAAGCACAGCACCGUAGCAACUUCACCAUAUGGUGGCAUGUAGAUGCGCCCAUAUAUAUUUUUAUAUUUACAUCUACAUGUCACCAUAUGGUGACAUUGCUACGGUGCUGUGCUUUAGUACUUCCUUUUGGAAAUCCUAAAGCAUGAUGCAGUAACAGCCUGUACUGUGCUGUGCAAGUGACACACAGUUAGAUUUUGCAGUUACUCCACUAUAGCGCUGCGGUAAAAUGAAGGAAUAUGCCACUACAGGGAAAUAGGUGCCAAUCACAUGUAGACUCACAUGAUUGCUAUGUUGGUAUAGCACACCAUACGGUGAUGUAACAUAUCGCAAUGGCGACGUAAGGUGACAUGUAGUUACACCCUAUCUAUAUUGAUAUGUAUAUCACACAAAUUGCAGGGACUUCUGUUUUCAACUCUGUUUUUUUCCUAAUUAAAAAAUGAAGAUGGAGAGCUGUGGGCUAAUGCAGGACUUACUAAACAACUUCACAGUCUUAGAAAAGUUUGAACAGGAAACACUUUGUAUAUUGUGCUCUGUCAAGCACUCUUGCAGUAUACCUACACAAAGCAAGCUGAUCUCUUUCAAGAUGAAAACACUUGCACCAAGUUUACAGAAGUUUGGUAAUGUUACAUUAGUUCAUGCUGCAGCCUGAAUAACUUUCAGAUGCUCUUGCUUUGGAACAUUUCACUAAUUUCAACAUCCUUCAUUGCUCAACCUGAGAAUCCCGAGUGUUUUUGACUUUGAAGCAUUUCAGAAACUUAAGGCAUUUUUACAUCUGCUCUGGAGGUGGAGGUGGUGGCGGUAAAGUAUCAGAGUCCCCAUGCUUCAAAAUGGCAGCAGGGGUGCUUUAUCUAAAUCUUGUCAAAUGAGCUUUAGUUAAAAUGCUCCCACUACCAUUUUGAAGUGUGAGGAUACUGAUAUACAAGACCUGGAGUCUGGCUGGAGUGUACUAAUUAGUACAUGCCAGCAGACUCAAUUGAGUCUGCUCUAAUGCGCUGUAAUAACAGUGUGUUGGAGCAGCUUCCUGGUUCAUGUAUAGGCACCCGUAGGGCACUGACAGCCAUAGAAAAAAAAACCCCCAGCACUACUGGAAGAGGGAUUGGAUCAGCUAUUAGUUAAAAUUGUCAAAAUGCCCUGCUGAAGCAUGCAAUCUAUGCAGAUACUGGGGAGCCAGAUCAAACUGAUGUGGUUCCCCUUCUGGGCAAUUGCUGUGCUUGGCACAGGAGCACAUUGAGCUGAAAUUAAAGCGCUAUUUUUCCCCCCAUGUCUGUCAGCAGAUUUUAGAUGACUACAUCCAAGAACAAACAUGUCGGAAGAAAGGCGAUAAAAAGGAGAUUAAAACAUACUUCAGUUUCACUGUGCAUUAGACAGCCCUUCCAAACAUAUUGAACUUUAAAAAAAUACUAAAACACUAUGUAAAAAAUAGUGGAAAUAACUACACAGAUUUUAUUUCCAUUAUGAAAUAGUAUAUAUAACUGAGAGGCACACUGUACUUCCAUGUAAAAUCACUCGUGGAAAGGGGGUGAUGGUGAAUAUGUAGAAUAUCUUUGAACCUGGAUAUGGUGUGGGAAAGGAGAGCUAUGUAACCUUGGUUUGAAAGAAGCAAACUGACACAGGACAUAUAACUUCUAUUCUUCAAGGUUUUGCUCUGCAUUCAUAUGUAAUGAAUUUUGUUACUCAUAAUAAAUUACAAAUAAUAACUAUUCCCUUGCUUUAAUACUUUGAUGUAGAGAAAAAUAAAAACAUGGUAGCAUUUCAUCAUAAAUAUUUACUUGAAAUGCUUUCCUGGGACAAGUAAGAAAUUAAUAUUGUUGCUCAAGAGUGAUUAAUCAAUGGUGCUCCUUUAUGUAGGCCAACAAUAAAAUCAUUUUGCUCUUA
Alligator mississippiensis (American alligator) is the source of this 11992-nucleotide messenger RNA. It is a transcript of the gene CFAP47, whose product is annotated as cilia and flagella associated protein 47. NCBI's taxonomy places the organism in Eukaryota, Metazoa, Chordata, Crocodylia, Alligatoridae. The record is from RefSeq and is a predicted model, not a curated record. Bases 1 to 9576 code for a protein of 3191 amino acids. The transcript is spliced from 64 exons. Gene Ontology annotation, molecular function: protein binding.